This is a messenger RNA of Zea mays, 2086 nucleotides long. Its product is annotated as putative mitochondrial adenine nucleotide transporter BTL1. The transcript is spliced from 6 exons. The coding region runs from base 448 to 1551 and encodes 367 amino acids. The record is from RefSeq and is marked validated. Gene Ontology annotation, biological process: transmembrane transport. Lineage: Eukaryota; Viridiplantae; Streptophyta; Magnoliopsida; Poales; Poaceae.
GUGCCUACCACGAUUUCGGAGAGACCGAGACAGCGGACUUCCGUACCGCGCGCCGCCGCCACCGCCAUCUAUCCUGGAAGCCUGCUGCUCUCCACGCAACCACGCCGGCCCCCGUCAACCGGUCGCCAUCUCUCCUGGACUCCUGCUCUCCACGCAACGCCGGGCAGCCCCGCCUCAGCUCCUCACCCUCCUCGACAACUCUCCCUCCGGCCGGUCGCCCCCCACGACUCCCCGGGGCCCGUCGUCCGCACGGGCACGGGCUGCACGGUGGUGGGAGCAGAACCAGAGCAGCCGAGGAGGCACAUCUACUCCGGGCUCCGGACCUCCCUCGGCCUCAACCCCUCUGGAGUCUGGAUUCUGCCAUUUCAUACCAUCUCCGCUUCGCCACUGCCAGCGCGCUGGCCCUGGAGCGGAGGCAAGAGGGGUGACUACAAGGAGCUUUUCGUCAUGGCACUGCCUAAGGACGGCUGCCUCGAUGGUGCCAAGAUCACAGAGGUAGGAGGGGUCGGCUACAAGGAGCUUCUUGUCAUGGCGCUGCCUAAGGACGACAGCAUCGAUGGCGCCAAGGUCGCAGAGGCCAUCGGCGUCAAGCUGCCAGACGUCGGGGGGGCCAUAAGGACUAUUUUGAAUAGCAGAGAGGCCAGAGAAUUUGCCAGUGGGGCACUAGCUGGUGCUAUGUCAAAGGCUAUUCUUGCACCUCUAGAGACUAUCAGGACAAGAAUGAUUGUAGGAGUAGGACCUAGGCACAUUUUUGGUAGUUUGGUGGAUAUCAUCCAACAAAACGGGUGGCAAGGGCUUUGGGCAGGGAAUACAAUCAACAUGCUCCGCAUCAUUCCAACCCAAGCAGUCGAACUCGGAACAUUUGAAUGCGUCAAGAGGAGCAUGGCAGAAGCACAAGAGAAAUGGAAAGAGGACGGAUGCCCAAAGAUACAGCUUGGUAAUAUGAAAAUCGAGCUUCCACUUCACCUCUUAUCUCCAGUUGCUAUUGCCGGUGCUGCUGCUGGAAUAGCUGCCACACUGGCGUGCCAUCCUCUCGAAGUUAUCAAGGAUCGCUUGACUAUCAACCGAGAGGUUUAUCCAAGCAUUGGCCUUGCCUUCCGCAGGAUCUAUAAGACGGAUGGUAUAGGUGGUUUCUAUGCUGGCCUGUGUCCAACGCUGAUUGGCAUGAUUCCUUACACAACAUGUUACUUCUUUAUGUAUGACACGAUCAAGACCUCUUACUGCCGCUUGCAUAAGAAGUCGUCUCUGAGCCGCCCUGAGCUUCUACUUAUCGGCGCUCUUUCAGGUCUUACUGCAAGCACAAUCAGCUUCCCUCUGGAAGUAGCAAGGAAGCGGUUGAUGGCCGGCGCCCUGCAGGGGAAGUGCCCGCCUAACAUGAUUGCCGCCUUGUCGGAGGUGAUCCAGGAGGAGGGCGUCAUGGGGCUUUACCGCGGGUGGGGGGCGAGCUGCCUGAAGGUGAUGCCGAAUUCUGGCAUCACCUGGGUGUUGUACGAGGCAUGGAAGGAUGUUCUUCUGGCUGACAGGAACAAGCCACGCUCUUUAGCGAACUAAACAGGCCGUCCUUGAGCAAUGGAGGCGUUGCUGGGAUUCCUGAUCUAUUUUCAGUUUUGGAAUCCCGGCUGCGGCGAGUGGGGUACAUAGGGCGCGUUUCUCUCUUUUUUGAUUGACUGAUGAGUGGUAAGCGUUUUGUUGUGUCAUCGGCACACAGACAAACAUCAUUAAUGUGUCAAAAAACUAAGCGAAAAGACAAACCCUUCUGUAUUUCCUGAGUGGAAAGAUGGGGAACCUAACCCUACCUGGAGCCUCUGCAGGAACCUUUUCCUUCAUCUACCAAUCAGAUACAGGGAGCUUCAGGUUGACAGAUCGCACCAACUGAAGGACGAACCUGUUCUGCGACAACAAGCAGGAUAAGCUGAGGAACCUGUUUUGCAAGCUAAGUUGAGAUGUAAUUUUUGUCUUGGGCUGGGUGGUUAUAGUGUUUUCUUUCGGCUUUUCUUUUCUUUCUGCCUCAAGUCUGAAGCGAAGUUUAUAAAUUAUUUUUCCUCGGCUAAUAUAAUUUGGGUGGCAAAGCUUUUGCCGCUUCCUU